Spirometra erinaceieuropaei is the source of this 955-nucleotide messenger RNA. Lineage: Eukaryota; Metazoa; Platyhelminthes; Cestoda; Diphyllobothriidea; Diphyllobothriidae. The record is from the annotation of a GenBank genome assembly.
AUGGAAGUCAUUCCCUACACGUUGGCUGAAAAUGCCGGUCUAAACCCUAUCCAGACUGUUACCGAGCUCCGUUCUCGUCAUGCAAACGGAGAGGUGAAUGCUGGCAUCAACGUGCGAAAGGUAAAAUUAGUGUGCGCAUUUUCCCGAAAUGUGUUCCACGCACUCUUGUUGGGCCGCGUACUUGAUUGCCCACCCUGUUUUCUCACCAGUUACUCCAAAUUUCUCUCAUUUAGGGUUUUGUCACCGACAUGAUCGCCGAAAAUGUCCUGCAGCCGCUUCAAGUUAGCCACAGUGCGAUUACUCUCGCCACAGAAACCGUGCGCAGUAUCCUGAAAAUUGAUGAUGUGGUAACUAACAACUUUUACUUUCUUUUGUCUCUUGUAGGACUGAUCUCACGUUAUGACUUCCCAGUAAUAUGUUUGGGUCUCGUUUUUCAUCGGUGGCGUCUUCCCGACUGUUGUCCUUGUCCUGCAGCCCGAACUAAGUUCGAAUUACCAUACUAGAUAUUUUCUUUGUGUCUGCUAGCGCGCGUAUCAGUUAAAGGCGUUAAGCCGAAAAAUACAAUCUACUUUUCUAAUUUGCCAGAAGUAAGCCGAGCUGGAUGUCCAUUGUAACGAAAAUGUCGGGAGUUUCACACUCUUGUUGGAUCGUUAGUUUUAAAUUUGCCACUGGUCGGGCGUACGUGGACCGACGUUUCGACCUGCGGCGAUGCGCUGUUCACGCAGAUUCACGGGACAGAAACGCCCACUUGCAAUGCGUCUGGUUUAUAUCUCAACCUCUAGCUUUGCGGUGGGCUUUUUCAACGCUUUCAUUUAUAAAUCUACAUUUUAGGUCUGAAUUACACAUAGGUUUGUUUCGCAGUUUGUUUAGUUAGAGGUUCAUUGACUUUUGGGCUUUCUCCACGUUGCUGUUUUGAACUUUCUCUUCUCUUUAGAUCAGCGCUGUUCGGACUUGA